Molecule: messenger RNA, 1190 nt
Organism: Saccostrea echinata
Lineage: Eukaryota; Metazoa; Mollusca; Bivalvia; Ostreida; Ostreidae
Exons: 5
Coding region: 18-1175 (385 amino acids)
Source: RefSeq, a predicted model, not a curated record
GAUAUCUUCUGCAUUACAUGCAGCGCCUAGGCCUGAUAGCUGUGGGUAACGAAACCCACUACAUACCGAGUGUAAACAAACGUACAUUUGAUGCUGCUGCUGAAUUUUCACACUGUCAGAGUAAAACGUCGGUGCUUGUCUAUAGAUUCGAGUUUUUACCGUACUUCUUUUACUUUCGACUUAUUGUUGCCUGUUUAACAGGAACCAGUGGAGAAUGGGAAGUUUUGGAGGACAAUGGUUUAUGCUUGUUUAAAGACAUAGCCUGUUUUUCUUACAGACAACACAGUGUAGCGCUUGCAGUAAAUAAAUACUCCAUACAACUUCAGGUUUUUAAACCUUCCAAUGAUUCCCUCACAAAAGAAGUCAUAUUAGAAGUACGUGAUACUAUUGACCGGUUGCUGAAUGAUCUCACAAAAACUUUUCAUAGGAAGAUCAUGUUUACUGUUGGAUUCCAAUGUUCAAAACAAGAAGUGUUCAGUGAUCUUGAUGGAUGUUUUGUCGCCGAAAUUGAACUUACAGGAAAAGGAAAUAUAACUUGUCCUAGACAUCAAAUGAAAAAUCACCAUAUUCUCCGUGAAUCAGAUCUUCUUGGAUACUGGAAGCCGGAUGCUGAAAUUGAAAAGCCAGUUUCUGUUUCCACUGGAGACCAGUUUUCUCAACUUUAUGAAGAAGGACUUAAAAAAUUCCAUUUCAAGACAUUUGAAAAGCUUACAAGAGUUGGAUGGGAAGCUCUGCAGAUUUAUUUUGAUACGAUAUUCCCAAAACAGUUGCUCAUCAAAAUUCGAACGUCAGCAAAACAAGACAAAGUAAAGAAAAUAUUUCGUCUCAGUGAUGAUCAGUGUGCUCGUUUGUUCCCAGAUGACAAAUCAGACCCAUCAUCUUCCUCGUUUGAUGUGACGAUGAUGUAUCAGAUGCUGCGUAAUCGCAAUCCUAGUCUUCCAUCACCCACUAAAGGAUGGGGGAGGACUCCUAGUGAAAACCAUAUAACCCAGACCGAUGACGUGGAAAGAAUCCGGAUGUACAGAAACCAAGUAGUCCAUGAACCUGAUGCAACAAGAAAAUUAAAUAAAAAGGAUCUCGAGAAAAAAGGACGAGAUUUGGCUCAGGCAAUACUGAGGUUGAGUAAUGGAACUCUACAAAGUGAGAUCAUAAAGGUGAUGGAACAUACAAAAUAAGUAAGUAAUCAACUU